Messenger RNA from Lathyrus oleraceus (garden pea), 1098 nucleotides. RefSeq names its product UBA domain-containing protein Mud1-like. The record is from RefSeq and is a predicted model, not a curated record. The transcript has 2 exons. The coding region runs from base 1 to 1098 and encodes 365 amino acids. Lineage: Eukaryota; Viridiplantae; Streptophyta; Magnoliopsida; Fabales; Fabaceae.
AUGGAUGGAGGAAACACCCAAAAUUCUCUUAUAAAAACAAUAACCCUAUUCAAAACUCUACGCCUCAAAUACCACCAGGUUAUCGAGAAACUCCACGUAAAAAUCCCUUUCACCGAAGCCAUCACCCAAAUACCAUCUUAUGCUAAAUUCCUUAAGGACAUCUUGACCAACAAACGUAGGCUAGAUGAUCCCAAACCAUUAGAGUGCAACUUCAUUGCUGAGAAUAAACUUUCUAAGAAAGAGAAAGAUCCCAGAAGCUUUUCCAUACCUUGUAUUUUAGGGAAUCAUGUUAUAGACAAAGCAUUCCUAGACUUGGGAGCAAGCGUAAGCUUGAUUCCUUUAGAAGUUUGUAGAAGACUAAACUUAGGAGAAUCACAACCGACUAAGGUGUCUCUUCAAUUAGUCGGUAGAUCUGUAAAAUAUCCAUUAGGCAUAUUAGAAGACAUUCCAGUUAGAAUCGGAAAACUUUAUAUCCCAACAGAUUUCGUGGUAAUGGACAUUAAAGAAGACAACGAAAUCCCAAUCCUCCUUGGUAGACCCUUCUUAUCAACCACGGGAGCCAUAAUAGAUGUUAAAAGAGGAAAACUAACUUUUGAAGUAGGUGAUGAAAAGAUAGAAUUUAUACUUUCCAAAUUCCUAAUGGCACCAGUCAUAGAAGACUCAUGUUAUUCCAUCAAUAUCAUUGAUGAAUGCAUAAGGGAGCUAGAUCAAGAAGGGCCUCCCGAGACAAUAAAAUUUCCCUCGACUCCCAUAAGAGAAGACGACGAAUUUAGACUAGAGCCUUACAUGGAUGACAACCUUUAUGAAUGCUUAGAACUUACCCCAAACAAUAUGCCAUGUCCUAAGAAACCAUCUAUAGAACUUAAGGAAUUAUCCAAGAAUCUAAGAUAUGAGUUUUUAUAUGAAGAACUAAAUCGCCCCGUUAUAGUGAGUGCCACUUUAAAUGAAGAUGAAGUGAAUCAAAUUUUAGAUAUCUUUCAAAAGUAUCCCUCAACUUUAGGAUAUAACAUAUAUGAUCUCAAAGGGAUAAGCCCAUCCGUGUGCAUGCAUCGGAUCUUGCUGGAGGAAGAUUCUAAACCUUCCAGAGAACAUCAAUGA